Messenger RNA from Somion occarium, 2244 nucleotides. The record is from the annotation of a GenBank genome assembly. Lineage: Eukaryota; Fungi; Basidiomycota; Agaricomycetes; Polyporales; Cerrenaceae.
AAGCUCUCAUCGUGUGGCCGUUCUCUGACUGACUUCUUGUUUCCAGUCAACGCACAUUCCUUCCGCUUCCUACCAUCCUCUUCAGGACGUGGUUUGUUUUACAACCCUCGUUUCGCCUCUCUAACCCGCCCAAGCGUACAGGACUGCGAACGUUUCAAAAAUUUGCAGUCAGCCAAUCCGAGCCUGCAGAGGUUGCUGUGCAUGUGCUCCGCCGCGAUCGCUCCCGUCCGUCAGCCGUUCUUUCACUUUCAGCCCAAAGAGCCCAGAUCAGCCGCCGGACAAUCGACCAGACCAGGUCUGAACAGCACACUGCUUCCAUCGUCUCCGAUGCAUUCAACGUUGUUCGUCUUGCCGCAACACGCCCCUUUUAACCAACGCAAUUAUCCUUAUUCAAACGAUAUUUAUCAGCCACCCAUGACCUCUCCUCCCUCCUCGUAUCUUCGUUCCUCAGCGAGCCGUUCCUCUGCGCAGCAGGGAUAUGCCCCGUAUCAUCCGCCUUAUGGCUCCAGCCAGGAAGACGACUUGCUACUGGCUGGUACUCCCUCAUCUACCGGCUCAAUAUCUUCUGUCGCGACCGACCGCUCACAGGAACAGCUGCAAGGCUACAAUAUGCGCCCGGAAUACGAUCCCUCACCAGCACCGAGCCAGUCGUAUAACGGUAUGGAUCUGUAUCCGAGGUCGCAGAAGUGGGCUACAGAGCUGCACGGUCUGAGUCAUGAUUACAGUCAGCCAGGUGCUUACGAUUCACAAUCGGCCGCCAUGGGCCUCGCUGCCUCCAUGCUUCCGCAUUCGCAGACCUCACCGUCGGAGAGACAGGCUUUCCCUAUCUCAACACCCAUGGCCUCAUUGCCGAAUUUUGACGCUAGUGCAACAGAGUCGUUCCUUGGUGGAUUCAAUACAUUACCAGGUCACAACUCCGUUCCAGGUUAUCGUCCAUUCUCUAAUGCUGAACGAGUAGGGGCUCCAUCGUCAACCUCGUUUGGCUUCCACCAUCCCUUCUCGCCGCAACCGUCUGAGCGGCAGGAGUUCAUCCAUCAAAUUGCUGUAGAGCACCCACCAACGUUCCAAAUUCCUCCGUCCGCUAACUCAGACCAGCGACAGUCCCCGAAGUUGGAGUACCCAUCCUCUUCGACUUCUCCGCCUCGAGGCUUUUUAGAUAUGGCUGGGGUGUCUCCGUCUCCGACUAUAUCUCCGAAACUCCUCAUGACACCAUUGCUGCCUUCUCCGGACUCAACAGAUCCUCUCGCUACUAUCGGCCCUACCUCUAAUGACGUAGGAAGUCCCGGUUCUUCUGUUGACGGUGACUUUGAGUUUGACCAUGAGAGCGCAAGCUUAGAGGCGUCGCCCAAAUCGCGCGCUCGGCGAAAUGGUCAUGUGGCUGCUAAUGGACCAGCGAGGAAGAGACAGAGGAAGGCUAGCUUCACGAGCUCUUCAGGGGACAGCGAUAAGCGUCGCUCAGGCGGUAGCGAGAGUGGUGAAUCGGAGUAUGAGAAGGACGAUGACGACGAUGAUGAGGAAGAGGAAUACUUUGCCCGUCGUACACGAAGACGGUCAUCUAGGAAGUCGGUUAAUGGAGUUGACGACUUGUCUUCAUUAACGAGUCCUCGCCGCAUCCCUAUUCCUGUGCCUGUUCCAAAUCUUACCAAGAAGAGUCGUGGCCGAAGGGUUCCUACGGAACCCACUAUUGUUGCUCGAGAUGGCAUGGUAAAAUUCAUGCAGAAUUCGCGGACUUACAUGUGUACCGUCCCUGAAUGUGGCAAAUGCUUUGCUCGAGGCGAGCAUCUCAAAAGGCAUGUCCGCAGCAUCCACACGAACGAGAAGCCUCAUAAGUGCCCUUACCCUGGCUGCGGAAAGGACUUCAGCAGACAUGAUAAUCUGGGCCAACACAUGCGUGUCCACAAAGGAUACAAACCCAAAGUCAAUUAGAUCGCGGUGGCCAAUCUCCACCGUGCAGGGCAAUCAACUCUUAAGAUUAUUUUAUGUAUUGUUUCCCGGGCUUUGGGCAUUUCUCUUUCUCUCUCUCUCUCUCAGUGACUCUUCAUAACUUCCAAGGUUUAUUUACUCAACAAGUUCUAUGUUUCAAUAGCUUUCUCCCCCCUGGAAUCGCAACUGUAUCGAUAACUUGGGAUAGCAUUUGGACUCUGUAUUUGCAAGUGUAUCAUCAUUGUCUAGCUAAUGUAUCUACGCAGAGUUCUGUACAAUACCUAUGUUGACUAUCAAAGAUUUCAAGUGUGGAUCCAAUUU